GAAGAAGAAGUUACAAAAAAAGUCGUUUGUAGUUUUUGCCCUUGCUGCUUGCCGUAGUGGCGGUUUAUUGACUGCAGGCGGAUCACAAAACAAAACAUCUUCAUCCGAUUUCACUCAUUAAAUCAUCUUUCUGGCCGUCGCCAUGGAGGAGGUGACCCGCCUGGUGUCUACUGGAGACUCUGUGAAGAUCUGGGAUGCGGUUUCCAUGGCGCCGCUGGAGCAGUUUAACCCUCACAGUGCCAGCCAUCCCGUCUCUCAGGCCUGCUGGAGCUCCAACAACCAGUACCUGGUCAGCGCCAGCGGCAGCGGAGACAAAGUGGUGGUUUCCAGCCUCAAGUCGACUCCUGUUGCGGUGGUCGAACUGGCCGACGGGAAAAAGCAGACCCGUGUGUGUCUGAGUUCGUCGUCUCAGUUUCUGGUCAGCGGAGGUUUGGAUCACUGUGUUCACAUCUGGGACCUGAAGACCAAACGGCUGCACCGCUCGCUGAAGGACCAUAAAGAGGAAGUGACCUGUGUGUCCUUUAAUGCCAACGACAGCUAUGUGGCCUCCGGGUCCACCAGCGGAGAUCUGGUCCUCCACAGUCUCACCACCAACCUGUCCAGCAAAGCGUUCGGACACGGGACCAACCAGCCGAUCCACGACUUGAGGCUGUCCAUGGUGAAGCGCUCGCUGCUGGGGAGCGUUUCCGACAGCGGCACCGUGGUCCUGUGGGACUCCAACACCCAGAAGGAGCUGCACAUGUUCGACGGCGCCCACAAGGCUCCGGGCUCCGGCCUCGCCUUCUCUCCAACCAGCGACCUGCUGGUGGUCAGCGUCGGCCUCGACAAGAAGAUCGUCUGCUACGACACGGCCAGCAAGAUCCUCCUGAGGUCGAUCCGUGUGGACAGUCCUCUGACCGCCGUGGACUUCAGCCUGGACGGCACCGGUCUGGUGGUCGGAUCCACUCAGGGGAAGAUCUACCAGUACGACCUGAGGAACUCCAGCGCCCCCACCAGGAUCACCGUGGCACAUAAAACCUCCGUCACCUGCCUGCGCUUCCAGAGCAACGCCAGCAAACACAAGUCCAGUAAAUUGGGCUCCACUAAGAUUUCCAGCGCCAAAAGAUCCUCCAUCAAACUGUCCAGCAGCCAACCAGAUCCACCCUCCAGCACAGGCCCCGCCCCCCACAGACAGGUGACCAGCACAGCAGGAGGCGCCGCUGCAGAGGUGAUGAGUCGGGAGGCUGAAGGCCAUCAGGGAGCAGAGCAGCCUCCAGUCACGGAGAAGUUCAGCAGCAUCGGACGAAACAGUCUGGACAUCUUCUCUCCCACUCGUGAAGAUGCUCCAGACUCCAGGAUCCCAGGGACGACCGGAGACACCCCGUUUGGACGAACACACGUUACCAGCCUGGAGAUGCUGUCCAGAGAAGGGGAGGGGCAGCAGCUGAUCGGUCGGGGCAGUUUGGACAUCUUCUCCCCGGUCAGAGAAGACUCUCAAUCAGGUGCCAUCUCUCACCGUAAGACCCCCUUAGGAACCCCCCUGGGAGUCGGCCUGGGAAUCCCCCUGUUCGGCUCCGCAGGUCGAUGCUUCACCCCCCAGUCCGUCCUCCAGACCCCCUCGCCCAUCAAAGAGGAGGAGCCAAUCACGGCCAGAGCUGCUGAACCGUGCGACUCCAGAGAGUCCAACAAAGCCAGCGGUUCCAGCCUGGAAGCAGAGAUUCAGACUCCGCCCACCACGUCCCAGCAGACCAAUCACAGUCAGGCGGCGCCGCCAUUCUUCACUCCAGAGCCCAGCCUCCGGAGAGCCAAUGGGGUUCAAGCUCAGCUGAGCUACGACUCACCUGUCCAGGGAGCUCCGCCCACCAGCACAGCAGGUCUGUCGGCCACCAUGUCGUCGUCUCUCUCCCAGAACAUCGCAGACGUGGUCGGACAGGCAGGAGCUGCUCCCCUCACCUCCCUGCAGAUCCACUUCAUCCAGAACAUGAUCCAUGAAACCAUGGAGGAGUUCAGGAACGCCUGUCACAAAGACAUCAUCAACCUGCAGAUCGAGAUGGUUCGACAGUUUUACAUCCAGCUGACGGAGAUCCACGGCCUGAUAGAGAAAUACUCGGUCAACGAGUCUCUGGUGGAGGAGAUUGAGAGGCUGAAGGAGGAGAACCGGCAGCUGAAGGCCAACUACUGACCUCCGUUACUGAUGGAUGAAACGCUGCUGCCUGACAGCUCAGUCUGCUUUACUUCAUUAUCGCCUGUCUGCAGCAGCAUCAGGUGUGAGUGCCGCUCAUCAGCGUGUUUUUAUAGACGGACCGAGGUUUGAUGCAUCGUCUGCUUGGUAAAAUGUCCCAUCAGGCAUCUUUUGGUGUUGUAAUUUAUGAGAUAAAUGUGAUGUCGCAGCCUGUAAGAGCAGUCGGUUCAUGUGUGCAUUUAUCAUGUUUACAUUUUGUCUAAAGAAUAAAGAAGAUUAAUGGUUAAUACAAA
This is a messenger RNA of Amphiprion ocellaris (clown anemonefish), 2454 nucleotides long. It is a transcript of the gene nedd1, whose product is annotated as NEDD1 gamma-tubulin ring complex targeting factor. The record is from RefSeq and is a predicted model, not a curated record. Bases 143 to 2161 code for a protein of 672 amino acids. Lineage: Eukaryota; Metazoa; Chordata; Actinopteri; Pomacentridae. The transcript has 16 exons. Gene Ontology annotation, cellular component: centriole; ciliary basal body; pericentriolar material. Gene Ontology annotation, molecular function: gamma-tubulin binding. Gene Ontology annotation, biological process: mitotic cell cycle; microtubule nucleation.